Myxocyprinus asiaticus (Chinese sucker) is the source of this 1365-nucleotide messenger RNA. RefSeq names its product G3BP stress granule assembly factor 2a (gene g3bp2a). Gene Ontology annotation, cellular component: ribonucleoprotein complex; cytosol. Gene Ontology annotation, molecular function: mRNA binding. The record is from RefSeq and is a predicted model, not a curated record. Lineage: Eukaryota; Metazoa; Chordata; Actinopteri; Cypriniformes; Catostomidae.
AUGGUGAUUGAGAAGCCCAGUCCCCUGCUGGUAGGGUGGGAGUUUGCCAGACAGUAUUACACACUGCUCAAAGCACCAGACUUCCUGCACAGAUUUUAUGGGCAAAACUCAUCCUAUGUCCAGGAUUCCAGUGGAAAGCUGUCAGAGGCAGUCUAUGGGCAUCUUAAAGAGGAUUAUAAAGAUAUCAACCAGCAUCUGUUGUCCUUGAAAUUCAGUGAGUGCCACACAAAAAUUCAGCAUGUGGAUGCCCAUGCCACUCUGAGUGAUGGUGUGGUUGUCCAGGAUGGAGAGCCCAUGAGGAAGUUCCUGCAGACAUUUGUGCUGGCCCCAGAGGGUUCUGUGGCCAAUAAGUUUUAUGUUUGCAGUGACAUCUUCCAUUAUGAGGAUGAGGUCUUUGGGGACUCUGAGGCUGAACUGGAUGAAGAGACACACGAGAAACCACCUCUGGAACUGGACUCUGGAGCAGCCCCAGAACCCAAGCUUAAGGAACUGAAGUUCAAGGCUGAAGAGAAGGUUCUAGAAGAGUUUGAGAAUGCACCGUCCCCUGUUCCUGUGGAAUCACCACAGAACAUACAAGAAACAUCUGAAACGUUCUCUUGGGCUUCUGUGACAAGCAAAAAUCUGCCCAGUGGGACUGUCCCAACCUCUGGAGGUUCACCCCAUGCUGUGAAAGCACCAAACGCUCAGCCCAGAGUUGAGACCAAGCCAGAGACGCUGUCAGCUUCAAUUCGUCCGCGUGAUCAACGCAUCUGUGACCGACCUUCUGUAAGCUCAAGAGGGACUAGAUCAGAUGGCAUCAGCUCUUCAGAAUCUCAAACUGGGAAACUGUAUUUCAGCUUCAUAAACUCAGGGCGAGGCGAUGAGUCAAGUGAAAUGGACGGCAGAAGUGUUGUCAGGUAUCCAGACAGUCAUCAACUCUUUGUUGGAAAUCUCCCUCAUGACACUGAUGAGAGUGAACUCAAAGACUCCAUGACAUUUGGGAAUGUUGUUGAGUUACGAAUCAACACCAAAGGCACUGGAGGAACGCUACCAAACUUUGACUUUGUUGUCUUUGACUCUGAACCAGUGCAGAGAAUUUUAGGAGUCAAACCGAUCAUGUUCCGUGGCGAGGUACGCCUUAACGUGGAGGAGAAAAAGACGAAGGUGACUCGUGAGCGGGUAACUCGAGGUGGAGAAGAUCGCAGGGACCAAAGGUGUAAUGAUCGUGGUCCAGUGGGACCACGUGGCAUUGCUGGAAGCAGUAUGACGCGAGAACGGGACGGCAGAGGCCCACCUUCACAAGGUGCCACUGUACCCAAACCAGGAGUAGCUUCUGGGAGAGGCACCGGUUCAAAUGAGGGCCGUUUUACUGCUCCUUGGCAUUGA